CAAAAGCUCGGUAGUCACGGAAAGUUUAAGAAAAAUUCGCGUAUUUUAUACUCAUAUUUCGUCAAAAAUACUUAUAAUCACUGCAUGACAACAUAAUAUUCUUGAAAUACGAAUAAGCCAUUUUGCAACAAAUAAAAAUAAUUGUCAAAUAUCACUUUUCGUGAAAUACGCAAUAAGUCGAAUACAAAUUUGAAAUUCGGUGUGCAAUGAGUGAAUCAAGCUUUACGUCAAAAAGGAUAAAAAUGGUGUCCGGGUUCCCGAACCAAACCAUGCAAAUCACUUGGGACAUCCAAAAUUUCCAAACCUUGCAAGAAUUUCCAGAGGAGUUGCUCCGGCUCCGAUUUCCCUUCGAAUUUGGGGCCGAACUUGGAAUGAAGCCCAAGUGGGAAUUUUCCUUUCGCAAAGGCACCAAUGACAAGAUAGGAUUUUGGCUGGAACUGUUGACGUUUGAGGGCAAGGAUCCAAACGUAGAAAUUGUGGGGCGCCUGGAAACCAAUUUUACGCAACAAAUUAAGGCUACAAGCGGCUUAGAAUGGAUCACGGACAAGGGAUUUUUGGAUAUACGGUUUUUGAGAGACAUGGGAUUCAUUAAUCAUGAUAUACAACUCCACACUUAUUAUUCUGGUGGAACCCGGAGAAGUGUCAACGUGACGGAUAUUGUCUUCCCAAAUCCGUACGCCAAGUUUGGGUCGAGCGAAGAGCCGAGCAGCGGGACGAUCGUAACGCGGUCACACGAAUUGCCGACUUAUGCUCACAAGCUCUCUGGCGGAACGUUAAGGUUAAAUCUAAAUUUUACGGUGCACCUGAAGCAACUCGUAAAUACGUUGGAUCCCUUAAAGGGCUUUGUCCAUGGAUCCGGGAUGCAAACCAAUUCUGCGUGUCGCCUUAAUCAGCAGAACUCCAUGUUGGCCAUGUUACGUGACGGGAUUGGCUCCGAUGUGACCCUCUUAUCGAAAGAUAACCAACUCGUGAAGGCCCACAAGUGCAUCCUGUCGAACAAUAGUUCUGUCCUUAAGGCCAAGUUUUCAGCGGUGACCGAGAAAGAGAUCGAGCUCGUUGAAAUGAUGGAUAUGGGGUCAGACGCGUUGAAUAUUUUUCUCAGAUUUUGCUACACCGGAGAAAUUGAGGAAAAUUGGGGCGAUUUUUAUGAGGAAGUUAUCUCCGCGGCGGAUAAGGUACGUUUAAUACCAUGGAUAAGCGUUGCAGCAAGUUUGCCGAAAUAUCGCUAUUUUUAAAUUAUGAAUGUAUUAAUCCACUGUAAAUUAAGAUUUGAUAAUGUAUGUAUCAUUCUAGAUACAUGUUCCGACAUAACUUUUUGUAACCUCUUUUUAUCUAAAGACUGGGCGUGUCCUAAUUGCGUCCCCGAUUUCAUAAGUAAAUUGGAUACCGUUUUGAUGAACAAACAAGAUAAUUAUAAAAAAUUAAUGCGUAAAUUGGUAAAAAUGUUAAAUCCUUUAAGAAAUCAAUUUGACGAAAUGUAUUAUACAAUCGAGUGUUUUAAACAUAAGUAUGAUUUUUGCAUAAAUAAUUUUGAGCGAUAUGGUAUGGGUUAAGUAAGUCGUCACCUUACCUGGUGACUUAAUAUUGAUAACGUUGACCUCUCACUCGAUUUGGUUUCUAUUCCUGUUUGUAUUCUAAUGAUCAAUUAACCCAAAUUAAUCCCAAACUGUUUACUUUAGUGUAAAUAUAUUUAUUACAUGCUUAUCCAGAGAAUUAGCGUAUAGUGUCAUGAAUUGUAAACCAGUUAAUUUAACUGAUAUUUAUUGACACAUGAAUAAAGGACAACUAAACUAAACUAAACUAAGUAGAAAUACUAGUGAAAAAGAGGUCGACGCCGCCGAUCGUACGCCGCCGCACCACCGAACGCAGGUAGCAUUUUAUGCGCUGCCGAAAAAUUUGGUUUCCUAUUCCUUUAACAUUGCGACGCCGAGCCGCGCCGCCGACGCCGCCGAAAAAUCACCAAAAACUGGCGCCCCCGCCGCCGAAAAUUUGUCGGCGUCGACCUCUGUAGUUAAAGGCUUUUCGAGUCGAGGUUUAAUUAAUUUCUCAAUAAAAAAGUGCAUGGUAGAAAUAUUAAAAGUCGAAUAAGGUAAAACCAUGCAAUUAAAUUCAAGAAUAUGAUUAAUUUUGUCGCGUAAGACUACUAGCGUUAAAUUUUCAUUUUUUGAAAUUUAAUUUUGCCUUUAUCACGUAAAAUUUGUCGAAAUAUUGUAAACAUUUCUGCAGAUAGAUACAUAUUUAUAUGAUAAAUUAAUGGUAAAAAUAAUAAUUUCGAAAUUUAGGAGCUAACGUGAGUUAUUACCGAUUGAGUCAGACCCAUGCUCACCCUAUU
Molecule: messenger RNA, 2332 nt
Organism: Folsomia candida
Lineage: Eukaryota; Metazoa; Arthropoda; Collembola; Entomobryomorpha; Isotomidae
Exons: 4
Coding region: 207-1235 (342 amino acids)
Molecular function (GO): protein binding
Source: RefSeq, a predicted model, not a curated record